GCGCCCGUCCUCAACAAGCGCAGUCUCGUCAGACAUCUCCUCCCAGCUGACGUCCUGGUUCAAAUAAGCUGUCAGUCAUGUCCACAGCCCCAUCGUCUGCUACUAAAACGCCGAGACGAAGGUCCAAGGCCAAGAAGUCAGGAGCCAGUGCGUCUGAUCUGAUCCUUAAGGUCUUGUCAUCUUCUAAGGAGCGCGGUGGAGUCUCUCUGGUCGCUCUGAAGAAAGCUCUGUCCGCCGGUGGUUAUGAUGUCGUGAGAAACAACUCGCGCGUCAAACUGGCGGUAAAGCGACUGGUGGCCAGCGGCCGUCUAAUGCAGACCAAAGGCACCGGAGCCUCUGGAUCAUUCAAGACCGGCGCGAAAGCCGCUACAAAGCCGAAGAAGCCAAAGGCGAAGAGGGCAAAGAGAAAGACGGCUAAGAAACCCGCCGGGGCAAGGAAGUCGCCUAAGAAAAGAAGGAGAAAUCUGAAAAGUGCUGAAAAAGCCAGCGAGACGGCCGCGGUCAAGAAGACCCCGAAACCCAAGAGAGCCAAACGGAGAGCUUCCAGAACAAGCAAAGCGAAAACUGCCCAGAAAUAAUUGUUAUAAUGACUGCUCUUCAUACCUCUUAAAGGAUUCUUGCAUCCUUUUACUUUGUAAAAAAUAAAAUAAUUAUUAAUUAACAAAACCA
Messenger RNA from Puntigrus tetrazona (Sumatra barb), 669 nucleotides. Its product is annotated as histone H1.4-like. Gene Ontology annotation, biological process: nucleosome assembly. The record is from RefSeq and is a predicted model, not a curated record. The transcript has a single exon. The coding region runs from base 78 to 578 and encodes 166 amino acids. Gene Ontology annotation, cellular component: nucleosome. Gene Ontology annotation, molecular function: DNA binding; structural constituent of chromatin. NCBI's taxonomy places the organism in Eukaryota, Metazoa, Chordata, Actinopteri, Cypriniformes, Cyprinidae.